Messenger RNA from Pomacea canaliculata, 7241 nucleotides. RefSeq names its product glycine receptor subunit alphaZ1-like. Gene Ontology annotation, cellular component: neuron projection; synapse; membrane. NCBI's taxonomy places the organism in Eukaryota, Metazoa, Mollusca, Gastropoda, Architaenioglossa, Ampullariidae. Gene Ontology annotation, biological process: signal transduction; nervous system process; regulation of membrane potential. Gene Ontology annotation, molecular function: extracellular ligand-gated monoatomic ion channel activity; neurotransmitter receptor activity; chloride channel activity. The record is from RefSeq and is a predicted model, not a curated record.
ACAAGGUCUCAUUCGCCUUGCCAAGUUUUUUGGGGAGCUGCUAGCGCGCGCACGCGCACGCGCACUGACAGACAUUCCGGACAGCUCGUGCUCUCGGGCCAGCACCAGGCAGCACCAGUCGCUGUGCACCACACGCUGACGACGACAUCCUUGCCGCUCCCACGGCUGUUGGGCCGAGUGUUUGUUUCCUCGACAACGACCACGACACCUUCAGCAGCACCAUGUAAACCUCAUUGCCACAAGCAGUCCAGUAGCUCCAUCACAACAAGGAUUUAGUCAGCGCUGGGUGGAUGCUGGAUGCUGGAUGCUGCACAGGCUGCUGGGACUUACUACGCCCUACUUUUUCUCCGACCUCGUGUGUCAGCAGUUCAAUGUUGCCUCCUCUUACUCCAUCCUUGACAAGGUCGGCCAGACAACCUGUGCUGUGACCGAGGGGUACCUCCGUUUGUGAGUGCGAGGAUAGCUACAAGAAUGGGGAAAAUAAUGUCCAACUGUCCACCCUUGGUCAUGCUGAGAGUGGCUCACAGAAUCGCCGUCUGCAUCCUCCUGGCUGACGUCAUCUCCUCCCGGUGUGUACCUCCAGAAGCUCCGGCCAACAUGACGAGACGAGAGCGACUCAACUGUAUGCUGAACCAGUCGACGUACGAUGCACGGGUCCCACCCGACUACGAAAAAAAUGUUCCAACCAAUGUCACCAUCAAGAUCCAUCUGCUCAGCUUCGACUCUGUCAGCGAAACCCGAAUGGACUACUCGGUGGAGAUGUUCCUGACGGAGGAGUGGUAUGACGAGCGCCUCCACUUUCUAACCACGGACUCCGAGCGACUGGAGGUGGACAGCAAGAUGAUGGACAACGUGUGGGUGCCCGACGUCUUCUUCCGCAACGAGAAAGAGGGCAACUUCCACGAGGUGACGGUGCCCAACAAGUACAUGCACCUCAAGCCCUCCGGCCACGUCAUCUACAGCAUGCGGCUGUCACUGACACUCAACUGUCGCAUGGACCUCAACAAGUACCCGCUAGACAGCCAGCGCUGCCCCAUGUUGAUCCAGAGCUACACGUACACCACAGACAAUGUGAUGUUUUACUGGGACAAAACGCAGCCUAUCCGGUUCGACGACGACCUCAACCCGGCGCAGGAGCUGCCACAGUUCAUCAUCAGGGGGAGCGAGACGACGGCCUGCGAGACGAAGCCAGACAAGACAAAGCCAGAGAACACUGGAACGGAACCAACCUUUGCCUGUAUCACGGCCUUCUUCACGCUGCAACGUGACAUCCGCUACUACAUCAUUCAGAUCUACGUGCCGUCCAUUCUGAUCGUGGCGCUGUCGUGGGUGUCCUUCUGGCUGGACCUGGACGCCAUCCCGGCGCGCGUGUCGCUGGGUGUGCUCACCGUGCUCACCCUCAACACGCACGGCUCCACCAUCCAGGCAUCGCUUCCUAAGGUGUCCUACAUCAAGGCCAUUGAUGUGUGGGUGGUCAGCAGUCUUAUUUUUGUGUUUUCCGCUUUCCUGGAGUUUGCUUACGUCAACGUCUUGGCUCGGCGAGGAGACAAGGAGGUGACCAUGGCGCAGGUGUUCAUGUGCAAGCAGCAGGACGACUCGGUGCACUCACAGGUAAAUGGAACAAGUUCACCCAAGUUUGUGGUGAGUGGCGAGGUGAGUAGACACACGAGUGAAAACAUCAAGAGCACUGCACGCGCCAAGGCGCGCCGGGUGGACAAGAUCUCACGAAUUCUUUUCCCGGUGACGUUCGUCACAUUCAAUCUUAUCUACUGGAUCUUCUACAUUUACUGGUGAGUGGUGAGGGGAGUACACACACGACUGAAGACACCAAGACCACUGCCCACACCAAGGCUCACCCACUGGACAAGGUGUUCUUUUCUCGGUGGCGUUCAUCACAUUCAGUCUCUUUUACUGGAUCGUCUGCACUUUUCAGUUAGGAUUCUGACUGUGCUGCCAUUAUCUUGAUUAUCUUUGUCUUCACCGUGAGACACUUUAUCUCCCUCUGUGUAACACAUUGCAAUAUUUCUUCACAAAGACUUCGAGAACGCCUUACAGAAUUUGUCGACAAAUGUCCAAAUUGAAGUCCUCUCAAUAGACGCGGAUGUCUUUUUGCACAUCUGUGGAUGAUUAAAGGCCUGGUUCUCCCUCGAAGGAGAAGAAACUGCAGGUGAGAAACUUGAGGACGUUUGUGGAGUCAUGGAGACAGUUCAGUUGUCACAGAGGGCCACCACAAUAUGCAUUUUAAUUGAAACGGUUUUGUACAAACAGCCUCUCAGAAUGUGUCUCACAAUGAAUGUUUUAAAACUCAGUAAUUUAAACAGUUUCUGUCCUGUGAUGUAUUAUAUAGCGAGUGCUUACAAAGUCACGAGAAUUUCAAAACUGCUGACACUUUUAUUUUAAACUAAAGCCGAGACACAGCUACAGAUCCUGAUUGUGUCAUCAAACAUUGUUUACAGACAGAGAGACUAUCUGAAAUGCACUAAGGAAGACACGUGUGACGCGGUGAUUUAGUGGUGAUUCAGCGGUGAUUAGUGGUGAACCGGGUCAAAAAGGUCAAUCAAAAGCAAAGGCUUGUUGGACGAGUUGUGUCACCUGUCACAUGUCAAGUGUCAGUUACUCUUCCAAACGUCGUAACGUGAUCACGUGUGUCACAGGGAGACGUGUGUGCUAAUCAUCGCCGUGUCCUCCGCAUGCUGGCAGGGCGGCAGGAUGUCACUCAAAAUGUCAUGACCUGACUAAGUACAGGUGUCAGCAGCUGUGACACUGGGCAGUGACACGGACAAACUCUGCUCCUAUAUUCCUCUACUUGUCCGUGUUUUCUAUAAAAAUUUACUCUCACUGAACUUGAUGACAGCCGUUACGACUUUUGCUGUUCUCCAAGUGUCGGGAGAGAAGUGGGCGCCACCCCAGUCACCAAGGUGGACAAGCUGUCUGUGUCCACGUGUGUGUGUGAGAGUGUGUGAGAUUCAGUUCAGGGUAGCACUACUUAAGUAUUGUUGGAUACGAAUUCUCAUUGGGUACUCUCUCAAACUAUAACAUUUCAAAGGAUACCCUCUCAUAUAACAAGUUUGUCCAGAUUUGCUGUGUCGUGUAGUAGAGCUACCUCAAAGUUUGCUCUGCCUAGUAGAUUUUUCCCUUUUAAUUUCAAGCUUCUCCUGAUCUUAGAACUGAUAAAAUCAACAUGCUCCGGAUCAAGCAUACUCAAACCAUUGUUCUUCACCUUCAUUUAGAUAAGAAGAAUAAUAUUCAUGUAGAUGAUAAAUUUGUGCACUUUUUUGCCUCGUUAAACACAAAGAAACAUAUAAAAUCCACAUCGCCGCAUUCUCCUUUUUUAAAUAUAAGAUUUCCUUUGCUGAACCUAAAGUACUUUGAUAUUCUAGGAUGAUUUACUUCACGAGUACAUUCUCAAGUAUAUUGAUCAUAUAGGACGGUUUGCUGUACUAAUUAAAUUAUUAUUAUUAUUAUUAUUAUUAUUAUUAUUAUUAUUAUUAUUAUUAUUUAUUAUUAUUAUUAUUAUUAUUAUUAUUAUUAUUAUUAUAGAAUGCCGGUGAAGAUGCUGAAGUCUUUAGUGAAAUUGUCCUUCAUGAUGAAAAUAAGAACAUUGUUAUAAAUCUGUAACAUCAAGCACAAAAUACGACAUUAGAUGUAUUCGAGAAAUAAAGCGAUUAAUUCUCCGUGAAGAACAAAGCUAAACAACAUAUAAAUAUAAAAGAGACCCUCUAUAACAACGCUUACAGAAUCAACUUCGUCAGAUUACGGGACUUUACGUGACUUCACUCACAGAAUACUCAGUGUGCUGUGAGCAGGCUGACUUUACUCACAGUCAGAAUACUCAGUGUGAUCACAGAGACAUCCAUGUAUAUGCAAGUUGCACUGGGCUUCCUCCGGCUGAUGACAUUAUCUAAAUGACAAAACAAAGGUGUACAGUGUGAAGACUCCCAAUACCGAGAUGCAAUGUCUAUAGUGUCAACAUAUUUGCGAUAUCGCGGUGCGCAUUUAAACAGUUAUCGCUACAUCUUCCAUUCUAAGUAUUCUUGUUAAUUAGAGACAUUCUACAUUCCAUCUGUCAUCUGUUUUGAAGAAUGUCGUCGAUGUGCUGUGAGGAUUUAUUCCACAACGUUGUCGUUAGAUGUCAAUGAAAUAAUCUUCUAGCUUGUCAACUUGUUUACUCGUGUUAAGCUCGUGCACAGUGAGCGGGAGAUGUAGAGGCAGCAAAGCAAGCAAACGAUGACAAGGUGUCAUGACGAUGACUUACAGGUCGUGAUGUGAAGGUAUCAUGAUGACGACGUAAUAAUGAUGACAAAAUAUCAUGACGACAUAGUAUACGAUGAAAAGGUAUCAUGACGACGACUUACAGAUGAUGAGAAAGUAUACGACGACUAGACAGAGACGAUGACAAGGUAUCAGGACGACGACACAGACGAUGACAAGUUAUCAUGACGACGACACAGACGAUGACAAGGUGUCACGACGACAGAACAGCUUGUACAAGACAUCGUGGUAUCAAUACGCCUCCUACUGUCAUUGCUCUCGACAUCAACAUGGCGUCAGUCCUGUUGAGUUUAUUUUUAAACUUUUUGUGGCUUUGUGUCUGUUUGAUGUUUUCAUCACUUGCUGAGUUCACGAAGUUCAAACGCUGCUGAUAUUUUAAUGCUCGUAACAUUCACACAUCUUUUUCACAUAACAUGUCACUUUGAGUCUGUUACAUUGUCAAGGAGACGAUGACAUUUCAACAUUUUUAUUUCUCUGUAAAAAGAAACUCAACCUUUCUUGUUAACCUCUUGACCUCCGGUGUAAGGUCGACUGUUUACUCUGCAUUACUCAUCGAUGGCGUGAGAUGUGUUCUUUUCUCUAGUCAUGCACGGUUAUGUGUUUCCUGUGCUCUGUGACACCACACAGUUACUGUCUGUAACACCACACAGUUACUUCUGUAACACCACAGUUACUCUCUGUAACACCGCACAGUUACUGUCUGUAACACCACACAGUUACUUCUGUAACACCACAGUUACUCUCUGUAACACCGCACAGUUACUGUCUGUAACACCACACAGCUACUGUCUGUAACACCACAGUUACUUCUGUAACACCACAGUUAUUGUCUGUAACAUGGCAGGAUGUUACUGGUUUCAAAUAACUAAAACAUAACUGGCGAAUCACAUGAUUUGACAUUCACAAGAUGUCAAUGAAAAAAAAAACAUUCAAGAAAAAUUCACUGAAGUGUGAAAUCUGAAUCUUUCUAACGAUGCGUAUCCUGUGCAUCACAGUCUCCAACCUUACUUGUCCACGCACAUCCCUGACGACAGCUCAGUCACACGCACACUUCACAGCUACACCUACACACAUCACAUCACACAACAGCAUUACUAUGUAACAUCCAAACAUUGCACAACAAAGAUGAACACAGUGUCUAAGAAGACUCAGGCCGUAUUUUUAGUUAUUUACAUCCUUAGAUACAUUUUCAGAUUUCUUAACACGUUUUCAUGUAUGUCUUGACAAAUAUCUUUUUCACAGAGAUUUUUUGAUGUUUUAUUCACUUGGUGUUUUUGACACUCGCAUACUUCUUGUCUUCAUCACGAGUUUCAUUCGUCCUCACGUGUUAAAGGUCACGCCACGUCUCGUGCUGACGUGCACACGCCACUACGUUGACGACACAUGCUGCAUGCACCCGGUCCACACUGAUGUGACUUUAGAGCAGGGGUGGGCAAUUAAUUUUCCCAAGGGGCCGGAUGAGAAACUGGAAUGGUUCUAGAGGGCCGGACUAAUAUAGUUAACUCAGUUUUACCCAAUACUGUAUACAUAGUAUAUUUACUGGUGGGCGGCCAGCGGGCGGGCCGGUCAGAGACGUUUGCCCAGGUCUGCUUUAGAGUACCCCGAUUCAAGUUUAUUAUGAGCAUGUUGUUUUCUCUCUUUCUUUCUCUCUCUCACACUUACACAAACAUCCUUUCUUAUCCGUCUCUCUCUCUCCCUGUCUGAGAGAGAGAGGAGGGGUGGAAACAUCGUACUGAUACGCGCGUACGAGAGAGAGAGAGAGAGAUGUGCACAGAGGCAGAGAUGUAGACUGGAAGCCUCUCUAGAACUGAAUGGAGGGAAAGUGUGAGAGAAAUGCUUACAUAACAAUUAACUGGCGAUUGUUGUUGUCGGGUCUCGCCAUGAUAGACGCUCAGUGGCUGGCAGGUCUGUUGUCCGGUACAUGCCUCGUCAUGACAAAAGCUGCCCUACCCCACAAAUGUUUUCUCACACCAACGACUGUCACCCCAUCCCUCUGUCUGGUCAUCUGUCGCCGCACCAGACGGUGCGCUGUCGUCUAGAGAAACUAGUUGCAGAUGACAAGCUUGUGGGCCUCGUGCAUGUCACGUGCCUCCUGUCGUGCCACGUCUUUCUCCACACUAUGCAAAACUCGUCGCUUAGUUUCCUCCUUCCAUCUUUCUAAUACCCACAUUCUUGGCGCCUACCCGUUUGUAUCUUGCACAUUCUUACCUUAUGUUGGUUCUCUACCACACUCAUCUGAGCCUGCUCCAGCUGCGUACCCUGCUGAAGGUCUUUGUACCCUCUCCAAGUCCUCUGUGGAUGCUGUUAACCUGUGAAUGUGACGUACACCCCAGACCUCCUUGCUGUGUGCGGACAUCCCUCCCAUUGCCACCCGUUGUGCUCAGCUGUUGGCACUGAGCGGGUGAGCACCUCCUCACCAAAUGGUUUCAGUGUCGUCAGCACCGUGCAUGACAUUGCUGAUGUGUUCAUAUGUUGUUACACUGGACUGUUACAUUUCUACACUUUUAAGCCGUUAAUCAAAGUUCUCUGAAAACACACGUGUAUGUGUGUGUGCGUGUGUGUGUGUGAGAGAGAAGAGAGAGAGAGAGAGAGAAAGAAUAAAGAGAAGUGUAUGUGCGCGUGCGUGCGUAUGAGUGAAGGAGCGCGUGUUUCAAGUAGCUAGACGGUCCUGAAGCAUCACACCCACCAAAAAGAUUUUUGUGAUAUUUUCAUGUUUCUCACUUGUUACUUUCAAGUUAUACUGCACCACAAGCGCUGUUGCUGUGGGUUUUGUCCCUCAACCCGGGGUGAGGUGUACUGCUAGUGAGGGUGUGACGGCGUGCACUCAGAAGUUCGUGUCACCGAGAUGUUGCAAGUGUCGUUCUCAAACUGUUCUUGUAAAUAUGUUUUCUGCCUACACUUAGUUGUUUUAUGCUAAUGUUGUAGAAAAAAAGCAAAUUUGUUGCAAAAUAUUAAAAACUGGAUUGAAA